AUGGCGGUGAAUGGUUUAUACGUAGUUCAGGGUGAAGCCAACGCUGUGGUAGCAUUGUUGAAAAAAACGCACCGAAACUGGUCCCAUCAUCAGCAACAGAUUCAUUUAGGACAUUCAUUACUUGAUGAAACCGACCCAUUAUUAAGGAAUUUCGCAGAUCUAAGAGAUGUUUUCAAUUCUGUAAACGAUUUGUCGGAUAUGAAUCCAGACACAUUCCUAAGUCCAUUUCUGGAUGUGAUACGUUCUGAUCAAACCAAUGGUCCAGUAACGGCGCAAGCUUUAUCGUCCGUUGCUAAAUUUCUUAGUUAUGGAUUAAUUGAUAGUUCAAGUAUAAAAGCAUCAAAUGCAGUAGAAAAUAUUGCGGAUGCCGUAACACAUGCAAAAUUUAUUGGUAGUGCUGACAGUGGCAGAGAUGAAGUCGUUCUGCUAAAAAUUCUUCAGGUACUGCGUACUCUUAUGCUUACACCAGUUGGACGAUUGCUCUCCAAUGAAAGCGUUUGCGAAAUGAUGCAAAGUUGUUUUCGGAUCAGUUUUGAACCUGCUUUAAGCGAACUUUUACGUGAAGUUGCUGAAGCUACCUUAUCUGAUAUGACUCAGCUAUUAUUCACUAGGCUACCUACAUUUCAAGAAGAUAUUCGUCAUCCGUACAUCCGAAAAUUGGUAAAACGUGCUGGUCAUUUAGCGGGAAAGAGAAAGAGACGAAAGACUUACUUUAAUGAUAUUGUAAAGAAUGAAAAAGGGGAAAAGCACGACAUUGAGAAUGAUGUCCUAGCACUUCGACAAUCGAAGAAAGAAGAUGUGGAGUUGAUGCCAGAAAAAAAUAGCCAUGAAAGCGGUAACGGCGUUGGAUCGGUGCAAAAUGCUGAUCUAUUAAAUUCGAUCGAAGUGGUGUCAUUUUUACAAAGUAAAGAUAGAAAGCUGCUUGAAAAUAAUCCUCGAGCCGCUGUUAUCGAUGGAGCAGAAACAAUUGGUAUCGACUCUCAUCAGCAUUUGACUGAACAGCCCGAAACUGUCGAGUGUUAUGGCACUACUACCGCUAAUGAGCUAUCUAGCGAAUUUUUCGAAGCAGUAAGACUUGAUUCAGAUGAUGGUGUUUUGCCAGACAAUGAUGAUAGUUCUAAAUCAUCUGAGGAAGAGAAUAACGAGAAGGGACGAGUGAUCAGAAAAAGGAUAAAAAAUCCUGAAGAGAUGGUGAAGCCAAUAUCCGAUUAUGAAAAGGAAAAUUUUGUAUUAAAUGAUGAAAAACUGACACCCUUCACAGAGACAAUUGCUUCAAAUUCAACCGCUCACAUACCAUACGGUAUACCGUGUGUCCGUGAACUACUCAGGUUUUUAAUUGCCCUGACUAAUCCAUUGGAUCGUGCUAAUACGGAAUCAAUGAUUUUGAUGGCUUUAAAUUUGCUCACUGUUGCACUCGAAGCUGGCGCUGAUCAUGUGCGCAAUUUUUCGUUAUUGAUGCCGCUGGUGAAAGAUGAACUUUGUCGGGCGCUGUUACAACUUUUGGAUACCGAAAAGUUACCCGUGUUCGCUGCAACAAAUCGUGUCUGUUUCCUGCUGUUUGAGGGUCUUCGUUCGGACUUGAAAUUCCAAUUUGAAAUGUAUUUUCUAAAGUUGCAAUCAAUCGUAACCAGUGAACAGACCCGUAUUAGUUAUGAACAGAAGGAGAUGGCACUGGAAAGUAUUGUGCAGUUAUGGCGUAUAGCAGGACUAGUUACGGAAAUUUAUUUGAAUUAUGAUUGUGAUUUAUACUGCUCAAAUCUUUUUGAAGAUCUUACUAAACUUCUUCUUGAAAAUGCGUUUCCUGUCCUGGGCCUACGUUCUAUCAAUUUACUAUCGCUUGAUGGUUUGCUGACUGUAAUUGAUACGAUUGAUAAUAACUGUGUGUACAGACAGGCUGGUGGUGUUCAUCACAAAACCGCUAUUUCAACUUCGAUACCGAUGCAGAUGCAUUUACCAGCUAUCAGUGGAUAUGCUUUUGGGAGACAGAGUGCGAUCGAUGAAACUUUAUCAGUUACUGCGGCGGGGAAAACGGCGCUUCUUGAAACAUUUUUACCUUCUUCGGCAUUGCACGCAAAUCGGAUGGCUCCGUCGUCUGCUCUUCCAUCAAUUAUAGAAGUUAUCGAAAGGAAAAAGAAAAAACGAAUUAUUACAGAAGCGACGGAAUUAUUCAAUCAAGAUCCGAAGAAAGGAAUCGAAUUCCUUAAGGAGAAGAGAAUUUUAAAAUCACCAUUAGAUCCUGUAGAUGUUGUGGCAUGGUUAAAAGAGAAUCCACAUCUCGACAAAAAGCGGAUUGCCGAUUACAUCUGCAGCCGAAAAAAUGCCGCUGUGUUGGAUGCGUUUGUUCGGUCAUUCCCAUUCGGAAAUACUCGUCUGGAUGACGCUUUACGUAUGUUUCUGGAAACAUUUAGAUUACCUGGAGAAGCUGCAGAAAUCUCAAUGGUAAUGCAGCAUUUUGCAGAUCACUGGUAUAUUGCAAACGGUGAACCCUUCAACCACGUUGAUGCAGCAUUCACGUUAGCCUAUGCAGUCAUUAUGCUCAACACAGAUCAACACAAUCCACAGGUGCGGAAAAAUCAACGACCAAUGCAAGCGGAAUGUUUCAAGCGAAAUUUAUCAGGUACCAACGGUGGCCAAGAUUUCGACCCCGCAAUGUUGGAUGAAAUGUACAAUGCUAUCCGAAAUGAAGAAAUUGUGAUGCCUGCUGAGCAAGUUGGAAUUGUAAAGGAAAAUUAUUUAUGGAAGGUUUUAUUACGACGUGGUGAGACGAAAGAAGGUGAAUUCAUCCAUGUACCAGCAGGAUGGAAUGAUCAUGAUUUGUUUAGUAUUAUUUGGGGUCCCGCUUCCGCGGCAUUAUCAUUUGUAUUUGACAAAAGUGGAAGAGAGUCCAUUUUACAGAAAGUGUUGAAUGGAUAUCGCAAAUGUGCAUCCAUAGCUGCACAUUAUGGAAUGAGCGAUGUUUUCGAUAAUUUAAUUAUUCAUUUGUGCAAAUUUUCCACACUAAUGUCCACAAAUGAAGGUAAUCCUGAACAGAAUUUGGAAAUUCGACAAAAUGGAGUUUUGAAUGAAAAUUCUACUCAAAGUGCAGAACAGAUUGCAAUUGCCUUCGGUGAAAAUACAAAAGCACAAAUGGCCGCAAGAGUUAUGUUCCAGCUGGUCCAGGCUCAUGGUGACAUUCUUCGAGAGGGCUGGAAAAAUGUGCUCGACAGUAUUUUGCGCUUGUUUUAUGCUCGCCUGUUGCCCGCUGCAGUAACGGAAGUGGAGGAUUUUGUAGAUAGUAAAGGAUGGGUUUCAAUACAGCGAGCACCGCCGCCGAAAUUAUCAACAAACCGAAACGAAUCUGGUUUGCUUAGCUGGCUUGGACUUGGCUCGAACUAUGACAACAAGGAAUCUACGCCAACUGCCGAUCAACAACAGUUUAUUAAAAUAGCUCAAGAAGUGAUAGUUGAAUGUCAUCCGGAACAACUCAUCGUUGAUGGAAAAUAUCUCACUUCAUCCGCACUUUCUGAGCUCAUUAGUACAAUUAUUCAAACAUCUACAAAUGUUGCUCACGCUGAAAUGGAUAAAGGUGAACCUGUGGCAAGGAAGUUAAAAGAACAAGAAGAGGAUGCACUUGUACUUUAUCUGGAAAUGAUGGUUAGCAUAGCCUUGGAGAAUAAAGAUCGCCUGUUUCAAAUAUGGACACCGAUCAAGCAGCAUUUACAAUGGCUUAUGAGUAAUUUUGGUCGGAAUCCAUUGAUUGUGGAGAGGGCUGUCGUCGGCUUGUUAAGAAUUGCAAACAGGAAUUUGUACCAUCUUAAAGAUGAUAUUGCUGAUGAAGUGCUUCAGUCUUUAGGAAUUCUGCUGAAUCUGCCACCUCCAGCCAUGUUCAUGUUUUCUCGGCAAAUUGCAUACGGCUUACAUGAAUUGUUGCGUACAAAUGCUGCAAAUGUACACAAGCGUGAACAUUGGGCAAUUAUUUUUGGAUUAAUGGAAGCUGCAGGAGCAGGUGUCUAUCCGGAAGAUUUCAAUAUGCAUCUUGAUACUCUUGCUUUAUUUCAAAGAAAAUCAAAAAUUAUGAAUCGGCAAGUGCAUAGCGAUACGGAACCAAGUCUAAACCGUCCUCGAGUUGAUAACGCGGGUGAAACAGCCUCUGUUGACAAAGGUUACACAUCUGAUGUGGUUCAAGGAUCAGUGUCAUCCUUUUCUACUCUUUCGGAACAUAUUGAUAGUGCAGCUUCAUUAUUAAAGGAGACAAGCACUGAAUGGAUCCAUGUUGAUCAUAAAGAUGCAGCACUUGCUGCGCAUCAGCAGCAACUUCAACUUAGGCCAACUGGAAAGCAGCAUUUGUAUUCGAGUGUUUUCGAUCGCGGUACUGUUGUACUACGUACUAAUCUCGUCAGACACGAUCCUUUAGCGUUCCUUAAAGUGGGGGAAACGCUAGCAUUUCUGGCACGAGAUGCAGCGCACAUCACUCCGGACAACUUCGAUUCGUGUAUAGAGUGUCUGCGAUCAUGCACUGAAGCUAGUCUGGAUGGUGGGAGAUAUGCUGCUGGUCCGCUCAGUGGUGAUGUCCAAAGUCAUUUGCGGAGUGUUUUAAAGGACGAGAAGUCAAAAUAUAAUGCUAAACAAGAUAGAACCAACCACAGACAUUUAUCUCUGAAGGCCGGCAAUAAUUAUGAUGAAGAAGUGCCAUCUCAAGCUGAGCCACAGAAAUUAUCAGCAAGUUAUCAGCAGGUUGCCUUCCAGAUACUUGACUUGUGUCAUACGUUACAUGUGAAAGGUGCUACGGUAUAUCAUAGCUGGGCUGAUGGUGGGGCUGAAAUUGAUGCGAGUUUAUCAGCUCUGUGGAACCAUUGCUGGCGACCACUUUUGCAGUGUAUAGCUCGUCUUUGCUGUGACUGUAGGCGACAAGUAAGAACGCAAGCGCUUAAUUUUCUCGUGAGGUCCUUCCUAAUACCUGAAAUGCAAGCGAUGAAAGGCAAGCAGUGGGAAGAAUGUUUUGGCGAGGUACUUUUUCCUCUGCUGCAAAAACUACUUGAAAAUUUAUCACCAAUGGAUCCAAUUGGAAUGGAGGAGACACGAGUACGAGUUAUGCAACUCAUUUCGAAAAUUCUGCUCAAUCAUCUAACUCCUUUGAGUUCGCUGGAAUCAUUUCGAUCCCUGUGGUUACGUUUGCUGGAUUAUAUGGACCAGUAUCUUCAUGCAGAUCGUAGUGAUCUUUUAUCAGAAGCAAUUCCGGAAUCGUUAAAGAAUAUGAUUCUUGUCAUGGAUAAUACUGAAAUGUUCAGUACCAUACCUGAUUUGUACGAUAUGACUGUUACGCGCAUUGGUGCAUUCUUGCCAGAAUUACUUGCUGAAGUGAUGCCUGGCCCGCCAAGAAGAUUGGAUUUGUCUGGAAUGAAGCUGCAUGAGACAUCAGAGUUACUUUUACAAAACAGAAGUCCCGAGAUUAUCAACUAUGAGUCUGGAGAAGCUGCAUUCAUACUUCCUCCGCAGUUUAGUAUUGAUAGACAAGUAGUGAUUGCUCCGCCAAUUGAUUUAACCACGCAGUCACAAUCUUCAAAUCCUGAUCAGGUAGAACCUGAAAGUACCAUCUAUAACAGCAGGAAUUCAAAGUGUACCAAUUUAUCAGAGGUUGCAGUGGAGAUUCCGAUUCCAGAAUUGGAAGAAGUAAUCGUUCAUUCCGGUAGUGCUUCUCCGCCUACGCAAUCAUAUUUUGUUACACCUGAAGCAACUGCUGAAUGUUUAGCGCCAUUUCUAAAUGUAGAGGCUGAUGUUUGUAGUCGAGGUGAAACAGCAUGUGAACAACUGUCAAGUCAGCAAUUGUCAUGUGCUCAAACUGUACAAACAUACACCACUAAUUAUCCUCGAGAUACUGAAAGGCUUACAAACAUGAAUGAUGAAACGCAGCUUCCUACGUCAUCGUUGGAAACAUUUCGGGUAGCGCCACCUCAUUUAUUGUAUGCUCAACAGCCCCCGUUUGUUGGCUUACAGUCGUCGCAAAUCUCGUACCAGUUGUCUUCGGUCCCAUUGCCAGCGAUGAUGACCGUUAGUGGACCUUUGGUCCCAUCACCAAACAGUGCAUUUUCACCUCCAGUAUCUUCAUCUCUGCGGCCCGUUGUCGAACUAUCGUCGCGACUUGCUGAGUCAGCACUGAAAGAAGAGCAAAACAUAGUGGAGAAUGGCGUAGGAUGA
Acanthocheilonema viteae is the source of this 6174-nucleotide messenger RNA. The record is from the annotation of a GenBank genome assembly. Lineage: Eukaryota; Metazoa; Nematoda; Chromadorea; Rhabditida; Onchocercidae.